Sporothrix brasiliensis 5110 is the source of this 4833-nucleotide messenger RNA. RefSeq names its product inner centromere ark-binding protein region protein. The record is from RefSeq and is a predicted model, not a curated record. Lineage: Eukaryota; Fungi; Ascomycota; Sordariomycetes; Ophiostomatales; Ophiostomataceae. The transcript has 4 exons. The coding region runs from base 1 to 4833 and encodes 1610 amino acids.
AUGGCGAUGAGAGGACCGCGUCACCCCAUCGGGGCGGCGCCCUGGAUCGCAGAGGAGCGGACAACGGCUCUGCACAUUGCCCAGUCGGAGGUGGAGGAGUUUAUGUUCUCGGCCAAGAACGAGCUGGACUGGCUCAAUGAGCACAUGGCCGAGAUCUUUUCGGAGAACCAAAUAAAUGUCGCCGACAUCUUCAAGACGCCCGGCAAGUUACGCGGAAAGACGCCGCGCACAGCACGCAAAGCCAACAAGGCAGACAUCCGGGCGGGCGCCCCGAAUCCUUUUGCCGUUUCCAAACUCACAUCGAUCCAGCAGCAACAACGACGCCAAUCACCUACAUUCACAGUCGCCGAGGACAAGCCCGCGCCACCCCGGAAGAGCCCGCGCCCGAGCCCACAACGCGUUGUCCCUGCCAAGACAGCCGCCGCUGCAACGGCAAAGGCGAAGACAGUGGUAGCGUCAGAUCAGAACACGAAGAAGGCAACAUCCAGAACUGUCGCACCCGUUGCUGCUAAACCAACAAAGGCAGCAUCCUCGCUUAUUGACUCUGGAUAUCAUGGAAGUCAAUCGCAGGACGUGGCCUUUGGCUACGAUGAUGACGAAGACGAACUGGCCGGUGAUGACAUGUCUACCCAGCCCUUCUCACAACCGACACGUCCCGCGACGCCGGAAGUCAUCGUUCGCAAGCCCGUUCCUGCCAAGGUAUUGGAUAAGCAGAAGGGGGCAGCCACAACAACGACCGCGGCAGCAUCAGCAGCAGACUUGGCCAUGUCUCCCGAUGUAAUGGCAGACCACCCAAGCCCAACACAGCCCACCGUGGAACCCACUUUCCACUCGGCCAAGGAAGAACAGACGGCAGUGAUGGCCCCAACCGCUCCGCCUGCCGACAAACCUGGGUCUCCGUCUCCCGAUACCGAGGUUUUGUCAUCCUCUCCAUUCUGCCCUGUCGAGUCGCCUUCGUCUGCGCGGCCGACCAAGGCCGCGUCCCCGGUAAAGGCGCCACCCGUCGCGUCACCGACACGGAAACCCGUUCCUGCCCCUUCAUCCCCCCUCCAGUCAACUACACCUGCCUGCCCACCGCCUCGUGAGCUUCUAUCCGCGAUGGGUGCUUCUGCACCCACUGCCUCAGUCGCAUCACCGGCACAGGCCUUCGUGAAUGUCCCACCGGCUGUUCCCACCCCGCCAAUGGCAUCUGUACCGGCCUUCAUUGCAGAGAAGCGUGCUGCUAUUGCUUCGUCCUGGCAAUAUAAAGAGGGGGCUGGGAAGGAAGUCGAGGACGUUGUUGUUUACGAGGAGGAAGCACAUGACGAUAUGGUUGAGGACAAUGCCGUCGCUGAGGAGGGUGUUCUCCAGCCACAAAAGGAACAGGAACAGGAACGGGAGCAGGAGCAGGAGCAGGAGCAGGAUGAGGAAGAAGUUAAGGAGGAGACUGCAGCGCGUUCUCCUUCAGACCCGUCUAGCCCUGUUCGGCCGAUGGUUCGCAAGAGCAGCAUGAACUUCGCUUCUCUCCCUGCACGUGCUCCCUUCACCUCGAACAAGAGCCUUGGAGGUGCUGGGGCAGGAUUGGCUCGCGUUGACCAGGCGCGGACGAGCUAUUAUAACCGUCCCACCGGUGGUAAGAGUAUUGGAAACGUGCGGAUGGAGAACGACGAUGACCAGGAUGACGAAAGGAACGCCGGUGUGAACAAUGAAGCCUCUGGCGAAAAGGACAUGGCGGCACAAAACAAGACGUAUGCUCAGCGACUCCACGAUCGGAUCAGCAUGCUGGGCAAGUCACAGGCUAAUGCGCCGCGUCCUUCCAAAUCUCUGGCCGCCCUUGCCCACCACCAGGAGACGAAGGCCCAGCAGCAAAAGUCGCUGUCUCCGAAGAGAACUGCUACUUCAGUUGCCGCACCUGGUGCAUUCCCCGAAGACGAGGAAGAUGACGAUGACGACUGGAUUGUCCCUCCUGCAAACGCUGCGGCGGCCAGUACGAGCCCUGCGAAGACCCACGCCAUCGUUCCCUCGCCCACGACAGAGGGCCCUGAUACUCCCGGUGCCCAGACCGAAUUUGUACUUCCGAAGCAGCGCCUGCAAGAUGUGUCUCGGCUUGCAUCGCCUAAGAGGGUGCAAGCACCAAUCAUUCCUGAAAGAACAACCAGCACAGUCACCGGCCACAUGAAGUCAGUUUCUGUGCCCUCGCUCCCAGUGUCUGAUUCAUCGGCUCUUAUUACGACAAAGCCUAUCUCGGUCUCCAAUCCUGCCAAUGCCGCCCACGUUGUUCUUGGCGCAGUUUCUGAACUGCAGGACAGGCCACCGUCGCCAUCCAAAUCCCCGUCGCGCAACUACCGCGACAGUCCUCUCAAGCAGGUUAAGAACAAACUGUCUUCCAUUCUUAAAACGUCCAAAGGUCUUCUUGCUAGCAGCGCGGCAUUGAGUGCCGAGGGCAAGUCCUCACUGCUUUCUCCGCCAUCGACUCGUCUUGGGCUUCUUAUGGGCCCGUCAACCGACAGCCUCACCUUCAAGUCUCGCAAUGACAGCACGGCAGACCUUGCGCGCCCUGAUCUUUCCCGGCAGACGUCAGCCACCACCACCGUGUCGACGACGUCGUCUGCCUCAGCAGCUUCGGCCGCCUCGGCCGCCUCAGAUGUGCCGUCGAACCAGGAAUCACCUGCGCGUCCUGAGAAGUCACCAGUUCGUUCUGAGAGUCCGACGCGACCGCGCAAGACUCGUGCUUCUACAGAAAGAGAGCGCCGCGAGAUGAAGCAUCGCGAGAAGGAGCUCAAAGAGGUGCAGCGGAUGGCCGAGCAGAUGGGCAAAUUGGAGAAGAUGCGUGAGAAGGAGCGCGAGAAGGCUCGUGUGUUUGUGGAGGAGCAAGAAAAAGCCGCCGCUACUGUAGAGAAGCCUGCGCAGACGCCUGCGCAAAGAGAGCUGAGAGGUCACAAGCAGCCACGACCGCAGCAGCAGCCGAAGUCACAGCCACAGCCGGUGGCCGACAGGGACGACGACAUGGACGAGCUGUCUCAGCAGCCUCCGCCGAAGCCUAAGCCAGAGUCGAGCUCUCCAAGUCGUGUGGCAGCGAAGCCUACCCGGACAAGUCCACGCAAAGCCAAACAGCAGCAGGCUGACAACGAUGUGGACAUGGCCGAUGCUCCUGCUAGCAUGCUCCCGCCUGCUCCUCCUGCCCACAGCACAGUUACUGCGAACUCGUCGGUUCCCCGGUCGGCACAAAGUACUCGAGCCAUCCGGCGCCCGAUCAAGCCAACCAAGGAUGCUCCCUCCAAGACGAAGCAAGCCCCUACGGUCAUCCGUGUCAACACAUCCAGCUCACAGCAGCACCAGCAGCAGUCUUCGCAGUUCCACCCUUCCAACAGCAUUCUUGCUGCAUCCCUGCACGAGACUCUUGUCGGCCCGCCACAGCUGAAGAACAAGGCUAGUACCGCAUCUCUCCACACGAAGCCAUCCUUGCAGAGUCUCAAGAGCUCUGUUUCUUCGACGGGUCGCCCCAAGGCUCUGGAGCUAGCUGCCAAGCGCAAGGAGGUUGAGGAGCGGGAGGCACAACGGAAGCGUGAUGCGAAGGCGGAGAUAGAGCGGAAACGGGCUGCUCUGCAAGAGCAAGAGGAGCAGCGGAAGCAGGAGCUACAGAAGCAGAGAGAGCGGGAACGCGAACGCGAGCAGGCGGCGGCUGAGGCGGCCGCCGCCAAGAAGCGGCAAGCGGCCAUUGAGAAGGCCAAGCAGACACGGGCGCCACCUCCUGUGCAGCGUACGCAGCUGCCCAGCGGGCCCUCGACUGACCACGGAAGAAGCGAAGCUCAGCCUCCCCGGCCGCAGUCUCGCCUGGCUACGGCGACUGGCACAAGCAUGCACCGCUCUCAGGAGGAGCAGCAUCGGCCGGUCAAUGCUGUGCUUUCCCAUACAGGCAAGGCACUGUCGAAGCGGCCUCUUCCUGGUACCGACACCUACGAAAGUCAAAACCACGGUCGUCCGGGUACCGCUGGCGGCAACGGCGGUGGUGGCAACAUGCCAUCGUACCAGCACAAGGAUGCGAAGCGAAUCCGGAUGAGUGAAGAGUUCGACGAGGACGAGCUGGAGAUGGGCGGCCAUGCGGUGCGCGUCUCCAGCAUCAAAGGCCCGCCGAUCCGCCCUUCACAAGGUUUCAAGAAGGACCUGCCGAACAAACCAGUCUUUGGUAACGGCUACCCUACGGCACAGACGAAUGUGUCGCGUGAUCUCUUCAAAUCCACGGUCACCGCGCAGCAUAACUACCAGACCAAGACGGCUCACCCAAUGGACAUGGCACAGGUGUCCAAGGCAGCGAUCUCCUUUGCUCCUAGUGGCAAUGGCGCGACUUCGGCUGCUGCGGCAGUGGCAGUGGCAGCAGCCUCGCAAGGCACGCACAAGACACCACUACGGCCGGCUGGCGCACCGCAGGCAGGAAAGUCGACGGCGAAAUCGGCCGCCAAGUCUGUCGGCAAGUCUGCGGCGAAGUCUUCGCCCCGCUUCCCGAACGGUGACGCCAUUGAGCUGCCUGACAUCCAGACCGAUGACGAAGACAGCGAGGAGGAGGUUGUUAACGCGGCGCCGUGGGCAGACUCGCCGGAUCUGCGCCGGGCACUCAUGCGGCAGGAGACGGUCGAUCCCUUCCAGGUGUUCGGCCCGCCUGGUCCCCUUAACAUGGAAGAGGUGUUCAACAAGAGCAAGGACCGUUGGCACAAGUUCCGUGCGCGUGGCAGCAGUGCCAACUGGAGCGGUAUCGACCGUCUCACAGAGGACGACAUUAGGAAAGAUCUUGCUGCACGCGACAAGAUUCGUCGUGAGGGCGGCUGGUCCUAUGAGCUGGGCAAGGAUAUGUUGUAA